AUGAAUUAAUAAUUAAAAAAAUUAGCAGUCCUAUUAGUGAGUAAGAAGAAGGACCAUACUUGUCUUCCAAUUCUGCAAUAAAUUCGAAAUUAAUUCCCUUAGCAUUCAUAUUUAAUAGAUGAUGAAUAUAAUAAUCAACCUGUUGAUUUAGUCGUAACCAUCGGCGGGGAUGGAACAAUUUUGUAGAGCUCCAAAACUAGUGUAGGCAUGCUUCUAGGAUGUUCCAAUAAACCGCGACUCCACCCUUUGUGACAUUUGGUAAAGGAACCCUAGGAUUCAUGUGUAUUUACAGCUUAAGGGAUCAAUAUGAGGUUCUGAAGAACUUGCAAACUCCAUAUAAUAUAGAGUUGAAGAAGAGAAUUUAAGGCAGUCUGAAUGGUCAAUACGUCUACACUGCUUUAAAUGACUUUUUCAUAACCAAAGGAAAUAGUAUUCACGUAGUGUGUCUAGACAUCUAUGUUAAUGAUACAUUUGUCACUCAAGCCAGAGGGGGUAUUACUUCAAAGAGUUAUUAUAGAUGGCUUGAUUAUAAGUACUCCAACUGGUUCUACAGCAUAUUGUUUGAGUGCUGGAGGUCCUUUGAUUUAAAACAGAGUCCCUUGCAUCGCUUUAGUACCGAUCUGUCCCUUGUCAUUGUCAUUUCGGCCCUUGAUUUUGCCAUUGGAUGUGAAAAUUAGUAUAAAGAUGAAUGCGAAUUCAAGAGGAGAAGGAGUAGUAAUUUGUGACGGACAAGUACAGUACGAUUUUAAGAGAAAUGAUUGUUUCGAUAUUACUCCUUCUAAAAACGAUGUGCGGUGUAUGUUUUUACCAGAUAUAACAUAGUUGUCGUACCACCGUCACACCAGGAUUUGGACUGGGUCAUAAAAUUGCAGAGAAUGUUAAACUGGAAUUCUAGAUUUUAAUAGCCAAGAGAUUGAAUUAUAUAUAAGAGAAGUAAAAUAAAAUAUAAAAUUAAUUAUUCAUUUAUUAUAUGAGUGAUUCUUCAUCUUAUUUUGAUAUUUAAGGCAAAGGAAUAUGGGAAUAAUGUGAGAAUAAGCUUAAUGAAGUAUUUAAGAUAUGAAAUUUUAGGAAGAUAUACUCUACAAAGGUAUACUGCAAUAUCUAAACAAGCCAACGCAAUUUUGUUUGACUUAAUAUGAAUUGUUUAGAUUUAAAAAAAAUGGAGAAUUAAAAAAAAUAGAACUUUUAACAACUUCCAUUUCUCUAUUAAAUGAUAAUACUAUUUUAUUAUAAAAGAACCACAAAUAGGUUUUCUUAAAAUCAACUCCUCAAAAUAUCAAGGUUUGGUUUGAAUAGAUAAAAAAUAAAUGCAUACAAAAUAAUUUUAGAUUAGAUUAUGAUAUUGGCGAGCUAAUUGGUCAAGGACAGUUCGCAAAUGUAUUUGCAGAGAUAUAUUAUUAGGUUUACAAGAUAACAAGUAAGAAAAAUAAUCAAAAUUAUGCAUUGAAGGUAUUCUAGAAGGUGGCUUUAAAGAAUUUAAACGUAGAUAAUGUUUCCGUAACUAAGGAAAUAUAAAUCAUGAGGCAACUUAAGCAUCCUGGUAUAAUAAAAAUUUAUGAGGUUUAUGAAGACAAAGAGUUUAUUUGCAUAGUUAUGGAAUUGAUGCAAUGUAUUUUUAAUUUUAUCGCUAAUUUUAGAUUCAAUGAAAUAGUAGAAAAAAAGACAUUCUGAACAUUAGUGCGCAUAAAUCAUGUUGCAAUUAUUCAUGGUAUUGCAAUACAUACAUGAUCAUAAAAUAAUCCAUCGAGACAUUAAAGUAUGCUUUCUUCUCUAUUCCUUAAGCCAGACAAUAUCUUAUACAAGAAUCAAGACACAAUUUGUAUCUGCGAUUUUGGCCUUGCUGAUUACUACAAUCCGAUGUCAGUAUAUCAGUAUCAGAGAUGUGGCACUCCAGGUUAUGUAGCACCUGAAGUCUUAAGGGAUUAGAAGUAUGAUUUCAAAGUAGAUGUGUAUUCAGCAGGAAUCAUAUUACAUACUCUCUUAGUAGGCAAACAGCCCUUUGCUGCUCAUUCAUAGAAUAAGGUUGUUCAACUCAAUUACCAAGGAAAAAUUGAUUACGCACAAGUAAAAGCAUCAGAUUUAUGUCUUUCUUUCUUAAAAUCAGUAUUAUCUAUUAAUCCAUAAGUACGACCUUCAGCAUAUGAGGUCUUACAUCACGAAUGGUUUAUCAAAACUUUAGGUGAGUCAAAUUAUUUUCAAUUGCUCAAUAAUAAUGGACAACAAGUGUAACCCAUCUAACCCAUUUCUAAAGGUAUCCUCAAUCAUUUAUCUCAUAUCAUUUAGAAAUUUAAAACUUCCAAGCCAUACAAUCUAUGAUGGAUGAAGAACAGGAUGAAUCAAGCAAUAGCAAAAUUUAAAUAGAGAUUCCUCAACCCACCACUUAACAUCGAACUAAUAACAAUGGCUAUUAUUAGAGUUCUAUUCCAUAAUAAUAGUAGCCCUAAUAAUAAUUGUAAAUAGCUAUAGAUAAUAUAUAAGAGGCUAUUAAAUAAAUCAAAAUUAAGCAGUAAGUAAGAGAUUUAAAUUACUUGACUUAAAUGCUUCAUAUGUAACAUAAAGAAAUGUCAGGUAUAGAUUGA
Paramecium octaurelia is the source of this 2579-nucleotide messenger RNA. Lineage: Eukaryota; Ciliophora; Oligohymenophorea; Peniculida; Parameciidae. The record is from the annotation of a GenBank genome assembly.